Molecule: messenger RNA, 2607 nt
Organism: Coffea arabica (coffee)
Lineage: Eukaryota; Viridiplantae; Streptophyta; Magnoliopsida; Gentianales; Rubiaceae
Source: RefSeq, a predicted model, not a curated record
AUGGACAGAGGAGUGCCAGAAAGCCUUCACCGACCUGAAAGCAUACUUGGCCGAGCUGCCUGCUUUGACUGCCCCGGAGCAGGGGAGACUCUGUUCCUAUACCUGUCUGCUUGCAACGAGGCCGUUAGCGCGGUUUUGGUGCGGGAGGACAAGGGGGCUCAAAUGCCGAUAUACUACGUUAGCCGAGCCUUAGAAGGGCCGGAGACGCGGUACACACCGGCGGAAAAGUUGGUUCUCGUUUUGGUGCACGCCGCCCGGAAGCUCCGACCUUACUUCCAGGCCCACAGCAUUACUGUCCUGACGGACCAACCCUUGCGGCAGAUACUCACGAAACCUGAAAUCUCGGGCAGAAUGACCAAAUGGGCCGUCGAGCUGGCCGAGCACGACAUCGGCUACCAGCCUCGCACCUCUAUCAAAGCCCAGGCCCUGACAGACUUUCUCGCCGAGGGAACCAGUUUACCCGUGUCUGAGCCGAGCUCUAUGCCCGAGGCGGCGCGGCCGGAAGAGCCGUGGGUACUAUUUGUUGACGGGGCUUCAAGUAAGGAAGGAAGCGGAACCGGCCUGCUACUUACCUCGCCCACCGGGGAGGAGCUGACCUACGCAUUUAGAUUUGACUUCCCGGCAUCCAACAACGAGGCUGAGUACGAGACCCUAUUGACGGGAUUACGGAUAGCCCACCAGAUGGGUGUAACCGCGAUCAGGGUCCGGAGUGACUCUCAGCUUGUAGUUUACCAAGUCCGCGGGGAGUACGAGGCCAAGGAGGAUGUCAUGAAGAAGUAUUUGGCCAAAGUGCAGGAGGCGAUAAAACUGUUCGACAUCUUAGAGAUUGAUCGGGUGCCAAGCUCGGGUGUCCUCCCCAAGGUUAAAACCGAGACUCGCCGACUCCAACUCCGAGCUGCUAAAUACGCCUACGCUGGGAACAUCCUGUACCGGAGGUCGUAUUUGUCUCCCUGGCUAAAGUGCGUAACCCCCGAUGAGGGCGACUAUGUCCUCCGAGAAGUGCAUGAAGGCCUGUGUGCGGCACACGUAGGGUCCCGAGUGUUGGCCAAAACAUGCCUGCUCCUAGGCUACUACUGGCCCUCGGUGUUUCGGGAUGCCUCAGCCCUUGUUCAGAAAUGCCGAGCUUGCCAGGUGCACGCCCCGCUGCGCCAUCAACCCACUCAAGAGAUGGUCCCCAUCCAUAGUUCUUGGCCCUUUGCCCAGUGGGGGAUUGACCUCUUGGGUCCAUUCUUCCGAGCUCCUGGAAGGUACGAACACCUCGUGGUGGCCAUCGACUACUUCACAAAGUGGAUGGAGGCCGAACCCCUGGUCUCGAUCUCCGGAAGGGCGAUUCAAAAAUUUUUCUGGAAGAACAUAGUCUGCCGCUUCGGGAUUCUGCAUGUCUUGAUAUCCGAUAACGGGCGACAGUUUGCUGAAAAUACCUUCAAAAGCUGGUGCGCUGAGCUCGAGAUCAGCCAACACUUCACCUCGGUCGGGCACCCCCAGGCCAACGGUCAGGUGGAGAAUGUUAACCGAACCAUUCUGCAGGGGCUCAAGACUAGGUUGGAACUAGCCCAGUCUAACUGGCUAGAUGAACUCCCUAGUGUCCUCUGGGCUUACCGCACUACGCCGAGGACAGCCACCCAAGAGACUCCGUUUUCCCUGACCUAUGGGACGGAGGCGGUGGUGCCCGCGGAGAUCGGCCUCCCCUCGCUUCGGACACAAAACUUCGUUGCGACAGCCAAUGAGGAGGAGCUGAGGUGCAACUUGGACCUGCUGGAGGCCAAGCGUGAGGAAGCGGCGAUACGAAUGGCUAAAUAUAAAAGUCAACUCACCCGCUACCACAACGCAAGGGUGAGGAGUACGCAGUACCAGCCAGGAGAUCUCGUCCUAAGAAAGAACUCAGUCAGCCCAACUCAUAGCUCCAACAAACUUGACCCGAACUGGGAGGGGCCAUAUAAGAUCUUAGAGUCAAGCCGGGUUGAGGUCACAUCCUUAUCAGAGGAUGGAAAGGGUUUCUGGAGUGACCGCUGCCCUAAACCACUGGCUCCUUCCCGGAAGCCCUGCCAGGAGUCUGCUCCUCCUCCAGGGAAAGCUCCGCCAGCUCGGUCCCCACAUCGCUCCUGCCCACCAGGUCCUUCAGGGCAUGCCCUUUGCAGUACUCGUCGAAGAGCCAGUCCAGCUUCUCCUCGGCUGCGGGUUGUAGUCUUUGAAGUUAGCCAAAUUGAAGCCAGGUGGGUUGAGGCUCUUCACCUGGUUCAAGGCCCGCGUGGCGGCGAUCUGGAAGAUGGGCUGGUUGAGGAGGGCCACGUCCUCGGCAAAUCGUUCGGAGAAGAUGAAAUCCCGAACAUCCUUCUUGCGCUCCCGGAUGACGGUGCCGGAGAGCUCAAUGGCGUGGUCCUCCCUCAACUUCGCCACGCCCUUCUUCUCCUGGUCCAGCUCAGACCGAGUGGCGGCGAGUUGGACUUGGGCCUCCUCCAGCCCCGAUUGGCCUUAAGGGAGCCUGCCUUCUUAAGGGUCUGGGCAAGCUUCUGCUCGGCUUCCCGAUUCUUCUUUUGUAAUUUCUCCAAAUCGGGAGACAGCUCGGAGAAGCGGGUCACCAGGGCGGCACCGGCGGCAUGGGCCUAG